GCGAAGAAAGAGGCCGUGAUCGAGCACUUUGCGCUGAAGGCAGGCACGCCACCCGAGGACAUCACGGAGCGCGUGACACGGGUCGGCGAGUGGUUUGUCAAUGCCAUCGAUGAUGCUUACUUCAAUGAGGCGUCGGCCAUCGACCACAUAGACAUCGGCCUACUGGGCUACUUCAGGCAGCUAAAGGAUGCGGGCAUCAAGAUCGCCUUUGUGCGGUGCUCAGAAUUUUCGAAGACUUGGGACCCACCCGUCAGAUGCCAAGCGCAGGGAGCUUUGGCCUUUGAUGCACGAGUCAACACCUAA
Symbiodinium sp. CCMP2456 is the source of this 303-nucleotide messenger RNA. NCBI's taxonomy places the organism in Eukaryota, Dinophyceae, Suessiales, Symbiodiniaceae. The record is from the annotation of a GenBank genome assembly.